AGAACUGGCAAAUAAGUCUCUUUGAUAUUUACUGGCGAAUGCUAGCUAUGGGAAUGCAGAAACGUAUGAGUUUACUAAUUCUUGCUUAUGCAAUAGGUUUUCUGGUAAAGUUGAAUUGCGGGAGCAGAGUUGGAAGCAAUUGGAAUCAGAGCUGCAACGAGAGGGACAAACAAGCUUUGCUAAGCUUUAAAGAAAGUCUCUCUGACGACACAAACUACUUGUCGUCAUGGGUUGGAGAUGAUUGUUGUGCAUGGCAUGGAAUUGGCUGCAACAAACAGACCGGCCAUGUCAUGAAACUUGAUCUGCAAAGUGGUUAUUUAAGAGGUGGCCACAUAAACCAUUCCUUGCGUAAUUUGAGAUAUUUGACUUACUUGGACCUGAGCAACAACAGUUUUCAUGGGAUACGAAUUCCAAAAUUCUUGGGGUCCUUUAAGGAUCUAACAUAUCUCAACCUCUCUCACUCCAACUUUAUAGGUUUAGUUCCUCAUCAAUUAGGGAACCUUUCGAGCUUAAAGUACCUUGAUUUAAAUGGUAAUUUCCUAUUAAGCAUCGAUAGCAUGGGGUGGUUUUCUAGGCUUUCUUUGUUGGAACACUUGGAUCUCUCUGAUAUGAAUCUUUCCAGGGCCACUGAUUGGUUUCCGGCCAUUAACAUGCUUCCCAAUUCAAUAUUAGUACUACGUUUGCACGAUUCUUUCCUACCCAACAAAAUGCCUCAUCAUCUCCCCGUUCUGAAUUUAACAUCUCUUGUUUUUCUGGAUCUUAGUUCCAACCAACUUAACUCUUCUUUCCCUUUAUGGGUUCUUAACAAUAGUGGUCUUGCACAUCUAAAUCUUCGGUUUAAUUUUUUCAGUGGUCUACUUCCUCAAUCUAUAGGAAGUUUAACAUCUCUUCUUGAACUUGAUCUCUCAGACAACGAUUUUAUAGGCCCAAUUCCUCACUCUAUCGGAAGUUUGACAUCUUUAAUCAAUCUUGGUCUACUUAGAAAUAGCUUAGAAGGUUUGAUUCCUAAAUCGAUUGGAAGUUUGACUUCCCUAUCUGAACUUGAUCUAUCUGGCCCUAGUUUUCAAGGUUUGAUCCCCGAAUCUAUAGGGACAAUGAGAUCUCUAACUAUUCUUGAUCUUUCAAGCAAUCAUUUGCAGGGUAAUAUUCCUCGGUCUCUUGGAAAUUUGACAUCAGUUCUUGAGCUAAAGCUUUCAUCCAAUUCUUUGUACGGUUUGAUCCCAGAAUCUCUUGGAACUUUGACAUCUCUUACUUAUCUUGAUCUUAGUGACAAUAAGUUGCAGGGUAUAAUUCCCCGGUCUAUUAGAAAUUUGACGUCACUUUCUAUACUUCUUCUUUCAAAUAAUAAACUAAGUGACUUUCCACUCGAGAUGGGAAAUUUUACGGAACUUCAAUACCUCAGUAUAAGCUCAAAUGCAUUUAGGGGUUCUCUGCCACAAACAUUUUGUCAGUCGUUAGAGUUGACAGCGUUGGAUGCCAGCGAUAAUCAACUGACUUCCAUUCCUAAAUGCAUCGGCCAGCUAUCAAAUUUAACAGAUUUGAGUCUUUUGUCUAAUUUGUGGGAGGGUUUUGUAUCUGAGCAUCAUUUUGUCAACCUCACGAGGCUGACCACCUUGGAAAUAUCUUCGGAAUCUAACUUAGUGUUGAAUAUUAGUUGCAAGUGGAUUCCUCCAUUUCAGCUUCAAUAUUUAUACAUGAAGUCCUUGAAAGUUGGGCCUAAAUUUCCCCAUUGGCUCCAAACACAGAGACAAAUAAGUGACAUUACAAUGGCAAAUACGAGCAUAUCAGAUAUCAUCCCAGCAGAUUGGUUUGUGAAUGUACUCUUAUCUCAGGCCUCUACUGUUGAUAUAUCUGACAACGACCUCAACGGGAAACAACUCUCAUUAGUUUCAGCAGCUCGAACACAUGGUUUGUCUGUCUUGGCACUAUCCAAUAACAGUUUGUCGGGUGAUAUACCUCAAUUUUUAUGCAGUCUAAAAUAUUUGACUGUUUUAGUUCUCUCCAGCAAUAACUUUUCAGGACCACUCCCCCGCUGUUUAGGAAACUUAAAAAAUUUGAAAGAACUUGAUGUGAUGAGUAAUAGUCUCUCUGGGGAUAUUCCUUCUUCUUUGGGUUCUCUACAGUUGCUCCUUUACUUAAACUUGCACAACAACAAGUUUCAAGGAAAACUCCCUCUGUCCUUUCAAAAUUUGACAUUUAUUGUCGCGCUUGAUGUGGGAAAUAACAAUUUGAGCGAUACCAUACCUCCUUGGACCGCAGAAAAAUUACCUGAUCUUGAGUAUUUGAUUCUGCGGUCCAACUAUUUUUAUGGUGAUAUUCCUGUACAGCUUUGCAACAAUUCAUACAUCAAAGUUUUAAACUUGGCACGAAAUCAAAUUACAGGAACCAUUCCUCCAUGUUUCAGUAAUUUCAGUGCCAUGAUUACUGGUGAAAACAAUGAUGACUAUUUUGACUUCGGGCUGGGGAAUGGUGAAGCGAUAUCAGAUGAUGCAAAAGGAUAUGAGCUGAAAUUUACAUCUACACUGCGUUUUAUGUUUUCCAUUGAUAUAUCAAAUAACAAUAUCAGUGGAGAGAUUCCAGAACAGUUGAUGGGACUCUAUAGCUUAUUAAAUUUGAAUUUAGCAGGGAAUCAUCUAACUGGAAGGAUCCCAGACAGAAUUGGAAAUUAAACUGGAAAAACUGGAAUUUCUUGAUCUUUCAAGGAACAAAUUUAGUGGUCCUAUUCCACAAAGUCUAGCGGAUUUAAUUUUUUUAAGCCGCUUGAACCUCUCCUUCAAUGAUUUAUCAGGGAAAAUACCAACUGGAAGCCAACUCCAGACCCUUGGAGUCAUUGAUCCCUCUAUCUAUGCUGGCAACAAUCAGCUCUGUGGGGAACCUAUCCUGAAACCCUGUAUUGGCGACACAGAAUCAAAUAAAUUCCAUGACCACAACGGAUCUGAUACUGAUUCAGAUGAAGAGCGCAUGUGGUUUAAAGCUGGGAUAGGACCUGGUCUCUUGGUUGGCUUUUUGGGAUUCUGCGCUUCUUUGCAUUUUAUCAAGUCUUGGAGGUAUUUUUACUUUCAUUAUGUCGAACAAGCGUUUGACAAGAUUGCAGUUUCCAUGAUUUUGUUGUGGAGAAGAUUCCUUAACUAACAGAAGAUGGUGCAAAUCUAUAUGUUGGUGCUCAGUCCCAAUUGCUCGAGGUUCCAUUCCAGUCUUUGCAGAAGCAUCUUUGCUGUGAUGCACAUUUGGAGUUUAGUCACAAAGUUAUUAUUAUCGUUAUUUCAAUAAACUUCAGUUUGAUGUUUGUGUUUAAACUUCUAAAAAUAUUUUAGAGUUUGUAAUUCAAAGUUCUGGUGUUUAAAGUUCAGACAUUGUUUUUGUGUUAGCAUUUCCAUGCAUUAUAUAAUUGUUUAGUAUUGUGUAGGC
Messenger RNA from Daucus carota subsp. sativus, 3408 nucleotides. RefSeq names its product receptor-like protein EIX2. NCBI's taxonomy places the organism in Eukaryota, Viridiplantae, Streptophyta, Magnoliopsida, Apiales, Apiaceae. The coding region runs from base 39 to 2669 and encodes 876 amino acids. Gene Ontology annotation, molecular function: protein binding. The record is from RefSeq and is a predicted model, not a curated record. The transcript is spliced from 2 exons.